ACACCUUACAUUGUGUUUCAUAGGUGCAUUCGACCUAAAGCAAACUUUCUCGUUACAAAUACGACAUUUAAAACUUUAAAAGGCAGCACUGCGUCUUUUAGCCAAAAGUCAACGCCGUCGUCUGAAGAUUCAUCUUCAAGACUCUAUAAUAAACUUUUAAAUAACAAGAACCUUAGAAAAUAUGCAAAUCAAUUUCGUACAAAACCCACUUCUCAUAUAGUUUCAUUUCUUAUUUUACAUGAAUUAACCGCCAUCAUACCAAUUCCUAUUAUUUACGUCUUCCUUUCCACAACCGGGAUUGAAAUUCCUUUUUCGCAAUCAGUUUUGGACGAAGGGAACGAAUUCAUUAAUCGUGUUGUGGUUUAUUACGGUUACGAACCUUUUGAGAAUGGCAGUAGAGUUGCCCUGAAUUUGGUCACGAGUUAUGCGAUUGUUAAGUUUUUGUUGCCUGUUCGCAUUGCAAUUUGUAUCUGGUUGACACCUUGGACUGCCGAAAGAAUUAUAAGUCCUGCCACCGGAUUGGUUAGACGAUUUGUAAAAACAAAGUAG
Molecule: messenger RNA, 549 nt
Organism: Acaulospora morrowiae
Lineage: Eukaryota; Fungi; Glomeromycota; Glomeromycetes; Diversisporales; Acaulosporaceae
Source: the annotation of a GenBank genome assembly